Messenger RNA from Arthroderma uncinatum, 9465 nucleotides. Its product is annotated as vacuolar protein sorting-associated protein vps13. Bases 1 to 9465 code for a protein of 3154 amino acids. NCBI's taxonomy places the organism in Eukaryota, Fungi, Ascomycota, Eurotiomycetes, Onygenales, Arthrodermataceae. Gene Ontology annotation, cellular component: extrinsic component of membrane. The record is from RefSeq and is a predicted model, not a curated record. Gene Ontology annotation, biological process: mitochondrion organization; protein retention in Golgi apparatus; protein targeting to vacuole. The transcript is spliced from 4 exons.
AUGUUGGAAGGAAUCGUUGCGAACCUACUGAAUAGGUUUCUGGGGAUGUAUGUGAAGAACUUUGAUGCGGGACAGCUUAACGUUGGCAUAUGGUCUGGCGACGUCAAACUACGAGACCUUGAACUCCGCCGCGAAGCUUUAGAUCAGCUUCAUCUACCGUUAAACGUGGUCGAGGGCCAUCUCGGAGAACUCACACUAUCUAUUCCAUGGUCCAAUCUUCGUGGGAAACCUGUGAAAGUGCAUAUUCAAGAUGUGUUUCUGCUUGCCGCGCCCAAGGAGGAUUCUACUUAUGAUCCGGAGGAAGAGAAGAGGAGGGAACAUGCGGUUAAGAUGGAGAAACUUGAAAGCGCCGAACUUAUAAUGGAACAGAAUACGGAAGGGAUGAGUCAGGAGGAACAGCAGAAGAACCAGAGCUUCACGCAAAGCUUGAUAACCGCAAUCGUCAACAACCUCCAAGUGACUAUCAAGAAUGUCCAUUUCCGUUAUGAAGACGGCAUUGCUGCUCCGGGACACCCAUUCGCUGUCGGUGUGACGAUCAAGGAACUCAGCGCUGUUAGCACGGAUUCGAACUGGAAGCCCACCUUCAUUCAAUCUACGUCUACGAGCAACUAUAAGCUUGCAGUUUUAAAUUCUCUAGCCGUGUACUGGAACACAGACGCAGAGCUCUUCGCACCCAACCCUGCCGAGGGUGAAGAUGGGGGCCCCACGGUCUUUAGCCAUGACGACCUACUGGAUAGGUUCCGAGAUGGCGUCGUGCUGAGUGAAAACAACCAGUACAUCUUAAAACCAGUCAGCGGCAAAGCCGGUCUAGAACUCGAUACAUCCCAGAAUGUCGACCAUCCAAGGGCCAAAGCUAAACUUAUAUUUGACGAGCUUGGAUUCGUCCUAGAUGACCACCAGUACCGUGAUGCCCUGAUGUUGGUUGACCUUUUCCAUUACUUUAUUCAACAUCGGGAGUAUAGGAGCUUGAUGCCAGAAUGUCGGCCAAAGGAAGAUCCCCGCGCUUGGUUCAAAUUUGCGGGUCAUGCCAUCCUUAACAAAAUCCACGAACGGAACCGUAAAUGGACCUGGGGCUACAUCAAGGAACGACGAGAUAACCGUAUUCGGUAUAUUGAGUUGUUCAAAAUGAGGAAAAGGGAGGAUCCGAUGUCACCUGAGGAUACAGCGGAAAUGAAGGCUCUCGAAGAGAAACUGUCAUACGAGGACCUUCGAUUCUGGCGAUCUCUUGCGAGGAAUCAACUACGAAAGGAAAGGAUCCAGUUUCCGAAAAAGGUCAUAAGGCAGCAGACUUGGUCUGAAUGGGUUUGGGGGUCCAGCCCGAAGGAGGAAGAUCAGCCCACAACCAUGACGGAAGAGCAACGUCAGGAAUUAUACCAGGCGAUUGACUGGGAUGAGAAGAAAGUUAUCGCUGAUGCAGUUGAUUUGCCGAGGGACUCUGUCAAAUUCCAGGUGGACUCGAGCCUUCGGUCUGGUAGUUUCACCCUAAAGCGGGAUCCGCAAGGCAAGGCAAACGAGAUAUUAAAGCUGGUAUUUGAAAACUUCCAGGCAAAGGCUCUUCAGCGGCCGGAUUCUUUCUUGAUCCAGGUUGAUCUCGGUGGACUACGACUGUUCGACCACACGACCGAAGACACCGUCUUCCCCCAAAUUGUUCGUGUUAAAGACUGCUAUUCCUUACCCAGCGAGGAUGUCGAGGAGAUCACAGAGAUGGAUAUACCUGAAUCGCCGGAUGUUGAGGAGAUAGAUUGCGAGAGAGACGAUAGCCUCUUCUAUCUACAGUUCGAAUCAAACCCGUUGGACGGUAGUGCGGACUCUGCCCUUCGUAUGAAGUUGAAGAGUCUCGAAGUUAUAUAUACCCCUAAGGUCUUGGUUGAAAUCGUCAGAUUCUUCCGACCCCCAGAACGUCACAUGGAAUCAAUCGGCGCGCUCUUAGAAACUGCUGGAGCAACUGUUGCGGAAAUCCGUCAACAGACUAGGGCUGGGCUGGAAUUUGCCCUGGAAGAACACAAGACCAUCAAUGCACAGCUUGAUAUUCACGCUCCGUUGAUCAUUAUCCCGGAAAGCAUAACUACCGACGAUAGCAUGUGUCUUAUAUUUGAUGCCGGUAGGGUUAGUGUCAGCAGCAAGCUAGCCGACAAGGAGACACUUAAGAUGGUUCAGAAUAAGCAAGGCUCGGAACUCCGUGAUGAUGAUCUGAGCCAGCUUGAAUCGCUGAUGUACGAUAAAUUCCUGUUAAAGCUCGACUCGACACAGGUGCUUAUUGGGAAUGGUAUCGAAGCAACAAAGUCCCAGUUGGAUUCCGACACGGUAUCAAGGAACCUUCAUAUCAUGGAUAGGAUUAAUAUGGACUUUGUCCUCGAGUUGUGCAUCGCUCCUAAAUCAACACUCACCAGAACGCGUAUCUCAGGACACCUCCCGGAGUUCCAUGCAUCAAUGUCGGAUACGAAGUAUAAAAACCUCAUGAGGCUAAUUGAUAUAGCCAUUCCUCGGUUUAGCCCUGAUCAGGCUCCGGAUUCAACUGGAAAAGAUACACAAUCCGAAGCUACGACGCUAGAGUCUAGAGCGAGGUCGCAGUCACUUCAAUUUCCCAGACAAAUAGAUGUCCCUGUCCUACAGUCAGACAACGAUAUUGAGGGUCCAGACGAGAAGAAACCCAAAGACUCGAAAGGGUCUAAGAACAUACACCAGCGCAUGUUCGAAUUUAAAUUUACCGUGGAUACCCUUAGAGGCUCUCUAUAUCGAUCUGACCCCAACGAUGAAACGGAAGAUAAGCUUCUGGUUGAAUUGGUUGCCGAACACUUCCAUCUCGACUAUAACCUCAGAGAAUAUGACAUGGCCGCAGAUAUCGUUUUGAAAUCCUUAAGCAUAGAAGAUUAUAUCGAAGAGCAUUCGUCGGCACCGGAAUUUAAAAAAAUUGUCACAUCCAGGGGCUUCGAUGCUAAUGAAGACAAGGACUUGUUCACUCUCAAAUUUAUUAAGGUUAACCCCAACUCUCCUGAGUUCAACUCAGUAUACGAGGGCGUCGAGAUGAAUCUCGACCUGUUAGUUUCAACGAUUAAUUUGAUUGUCACUCGGAAGACUUUACUUACACUCCUUGAUUUUGUUUUAAUCACAUUCACCAAUCAAAACCCGCAAAAUCAAGUCCAAAGCUCAGCCGAGCAAACUGCAUCUAUCGAUUCAAAGGAAGGUCCAAAGCCAACCAACACGGGAAAGAUUCGCAUCAGUUCAAAGCUAGAGAGGAUAUCUCUUAUUCUAAACGAUGACGGUGUCCGCUUGGCUACUCUUAGCCUCAAUACCGCUGAUGUCGGAAUAUUCCUUGCCGAUGAGACAAUGCAAAUCAAGUCUAGAAUGGGAAGCCUGACAUUAUUUGAUAAUAUCAACGACAAUGGCGAGUCAUCGACAGUCCGCCGCUUGAUGAGUAUAGAAGGGGAAGAUUUUGCAGAUUUCCGCUACCAAACGUUCAACCCAAAGCUGAAAAACUACCCUGGUUACGAUUCAGAGGUAGUAUUACGAUCUGGCUCAAUUAAAAUAAACUUUAUCGAUGAGCCAUACCGAAGAGUUAUCAACUUCUUAGUUAAGUUUGGCAAGAUGCAAAGCAUCUUCAAUGCGGCUCGUCAGGCCGCCGCGAACCAAGCGACCCAAAUCCAAGAAAGCGCGUCCCUAAUGCAUUUCGAUAUUGUUGUUAUGACCCCCAUCCUGGUCUUCCCGCGGAUAACAGACAAAGAUGGACCCAGAGAUUUCAUCACGGCUCAUCUGGGAGAGAUAUAUGCCAGCAAUCAGUUCACUCCUACUGAUAAAGCUGGCAACAACCAUAUGGUUAACGUCAUCUCUGCUGGAGUUCGACAUAUUCGCCUCACAUCAACCUUUUACUUUUCAGAAGAAGUUUGUGAAGAGCUAGAAAUGAUUGAGAAAGUGGAUAUGGAUUUCAACAUAAAAUAUACGAAGGACCCAAUCGAUUCUUUAAUCCCGAUCAUGCGAGUAGACGGUUCAAUGUCACCCACCAACCUUCGAAUAUCGCAAAUGCAAUUCCAAUUCCUCCUCGAACUAUCGAAAACCAUCCCAGCUGCAUUUACUCCAGACCAGGAGCUUCAAGAGGGACAGGCGCAACAAGCUCUCCCUGAACUGUCUGCCAGUACCGGUCAGGAACCUGACUCCGGAAAACCUAGUGAAUCGAGCACAGCGCUCACGGAUCGCUCUGCCCAGAAACCCACGGAACCAGGAAAAUCAAUCCAGCUUGAAUUGGAGUUCAGAGUGGAAACUGUUGGGUUAGAGCUAUUCCUCGUGAAUGAGGAUGCGCCAGUUCAUUCCCUAGAUGACGCAAGCUUGUCUAAAUUUUUCUUGAGCAAUACUAAUGUCAAGCUGCGGAUGCUGAACGAUGGCUCCCUCGAGUCUGAAUUGUUAAUUCAUUCGUUUAAUGUCCGAGAUAGCAGGUCUAAGGAGACAAAUCGGUUCCGCAAGAUCAUGUCCCUGGUUAACACCGAUGUCCAGCAACAAUUCAUGGCUAGUAUGUCGAUGUCCGGCGGCACUGAACGACAACUAGUCGUCAUGGUAACAAUUGAUAGCCCACGGAUUAUAUUUGCUGUUGAUUAUCUAUUCUCGCUUAAAUCAUUCGCAACAGCGGCGUUCCCUGUUGAGUCUACUCCAGAUACUCCAGAGAGUUCAGACGAAGAACCCCAGAGUACAGUAUCCUCUCGGGAAAGUUUACCAUCUAAAUCCGAUCAAGUCCCUUCAAGCGCCGUGACAGCGGAAAAUAAGACCUCUUUCACAACCUCCCUGAGAUUUAAUAUGGUGGACUCCCAAGUCAUCCUAGUCGCAAACCCAACCAUACCUAAUACUGAAGCCAUCGUCUUGGGAGCUAAACAAAUUGUAUACUCGCAACAGAAUGCUUCAACCCUUCAAGUUACCAAGGUUGGGAUGUUCCUUUGCCGUAUGGAUAAGUUUGAAACCAGCAGACUCCGUAUUCUAGAUGACUUCUCUCUCGAGUUGUCAAUGGAUACCCAGACCAAAGGGAAAGGAUUUUCCAUGACAAGGAUUGAUGUCCAUGUCGAGCCAUUGAUACUUCGAUUAUCCCCUCGAGAUAUCCUUUUAGCCCUACAAAUCAUGAACAGGGUAUCCGAAAUGACAACACCGAACGCGCCCCAGAACACGACAGGCGAGUCGAAGGCUCUUCUGGCAAAGCCCACACAGCAAGACCUUCAAUCUCCAAGUACCCCUGUUCAAUCUCGAAUGACUGCCGCUGAUAGGAUCCAACAGUCGGCGAUAGUGAAGAAGGAAGAAAUGUGUGUUCAGAUGGAUGGUAUUAGAGUUAUACUCAUUGGUGACGUGCAUAUCCUUCCGCUUCUCGACUGGAGCGUGCAUGCGUUCCGAGCGGAUGUUAGAGAUUGGUCCGCAAAUAUGAGCGCCGAUACCACAUUCGAUACCCUAAUCAAUGUUUACAACUUCUCAAAGUCGACCUGGGAGCCUUUGAUCGAGCCAUGGCAGCUUGGGUUCCACAUGUCGAAAGAACUUAGCCCGGAUAUUUUCUCCGUUGAUGCUUAUUCCCAUAAGAACAUGGAGCUAACAGUUACAUCUGCAACAAUUGCUUUGGCGUCGAAGACAAUGCAAUUCCUAUCAGCCGACGAGGAUGUUCUUUCUAAGCCAAGGGGCACAGAUACCCCCUAUAGAAUCCGAAAUUACACUGGCUUUGAGCUACGAGUAUGGGCAGAUACCGGCAAGGGCGAGGAGGGCCACGCAUGCACUCUGGAUGAUGGUGAAGAGUACCCAUGGCGAUUCGAGGACCCAACCACCAUGCGAGAGAAUCUUACGCCGGAGGGAAAUGCGGGUACAGUAGGAAUCAAACUUGAAGGCAGUGGAUUUGACAGCAUCAACCGAAUUCCCCUCAUUCGCGAAGGCGAAACGUUGUAUAACCUAAAGCCGAAGAAAGACAAAGUGCUGCAUAAGCUCCUGGUGGAAGUUAGUCUGGGUGCAGACUACGUCAAAUACAUCACCUUCCGCUCUCCACUCGUAGUGGAGAAUAGGACCCAGAUUCCUGUCGAAGUUGGAGUAUUUAGUCCCGAGGAAGGUCACCUUCUCAAGAUUGAAAAGAUCCUUCCUGGCGAUUCGCGUCCAGCGCCAGUAGGUGCUGCAUACCUGCACUCUCUUGUUGUCCGUCCUGAUCAAGGUUUCGGGUAUGAUUGGUCAAAUGAGAGGCUAUUCUGGAAAGAUUUAUUGAAAAGACCGACAAGAACGCUCAAAUGUCAGAGCGAAAAUGGACAACAAUCCCCACCAUUCUACUUCCAGAUGAAUGCAUCCUUCGACCGAAAUGACCCUCUGCUAACGGUAUAUCCAUACAUGCGGAUUCGCGUGUCCGCUCCUAUCGAGAUCCAAAAUUUACUUCCAUAUGACUUUAAGUACCGAAUUUAUGACAAAAGCUUGAAGAAAGACUGGACAAACUUCCUCCGUAAGGGAGGCGUGAGCCCAGUCCAUGUCGUUGAACUUUCGCAUGUUCUUCUUCUAAGCAUUGAUAUGCAGGACACUGUAUUUCGGCAAUGCGAAUUUGCAAUUAUCAAUGGAAAUGUUCAGGAGGACUUUAGGAGAGAGACGACGCUUUCUGUACAGGACGACCAAGGCCAGGAACUCAAGUUGGGCCUCCAUUACUUUACUGUUCCAGACAGCGGUGGUGCCUUCAAGGUUUCUGUGUUUAGUCCUUACCUUGUGUUAAACAAGACUGGUCUCGACCUCAACAUUCAGAGCAAGGGCGUUUUCCACAGUGGCAGGUCUGCAGCUGGCCGAGCUAUUAAAACGGAUGCAGCUAAUGGAGUUCGCUCCGCCAUCCCAUACAUGUACUCGUACCCAACGGAUGACCGCAAGAACAGAUCCGUCCUUAGGGUAAAUGGAUCGUCGUGGAGCAAACCGCAGAGUUUUGAAGCAAUUGGAAGUAGCUUCGAGGUUAUCCUGCCUGCUACCAACGGCCGAACAGAAUAUCAUGCUGGAGUGACGGUUGAGGAGGGCACUGGGAAGUAUAAGGUCACAAAGAUUGUUACCGUUUCUCCCAGGUUCAUAAUCGACAAUAGGCUAGACGAAGAACUUGUCGCUCGUGAGCCUGGUUCUUCGAAUGUUAUCACACUGAAACCGGGUGACCUUGUGCCUCUUCACUUUCUCAGACAGAGCGCCGAAAAACAACUCUGCUUAUGCUUCCCAGGGGUAAACAAUCAAUGGUCAUCACUAUUCAACAUUGCUGAUCUGGGGAUAAUUCAUGUGAAACUGGCAAAGGCAAAUCAACGUCAAAGAUUACUCAAAGUCGAAGUCCUCAUGGAAGGUGCAACGAUAUUUUUACGCAUUAGUAUGGAGACGGUGCAUUGGCCAUUCUCUAUGAAAAAUGAAAGUGAUGCAGAGUUCAUCUUCUUUCAAGCCAACCCCAACGCUCACGAGGACGAAGAUGAUCGCAGCAGUAGCUGGCGUCCAAUCCGUUACCGCCUCCCACCUCGUAGUAUCAUGCCUUACGCAUGGGACUAUCCUGCUGCAAAGAACAAGUCUCUUGUCCUUCUUUGUCGAGGCAAAGAAAGAUAUAUCAAGCUUGCGGAAAUGGGUAAUUUAAUACCAAUGAAACUUCCACCAACUCAAGAUUCGCCACAAAAAAUUGUCGAUAUUCGCAUUGAGGCUGAGGGGCCAACCCAGACGCUUGUUCUAUCCAAUUUCCGGCCAUCAAGGAGUAUAUACAGACAACAAAAGCCAGCCUCUUCUCAGACAAGUGUAUCCACCGGAUUUGAGGUUAAAGAGAUUAACUCGGACGUCACCUUCAAAGCCCAACUUCGAUUAAAUGGAAUCGGUAUCUCUUUGGUUAACCAAAACUUGAAAGAGCUAGUAUAUAUCACUUUCCGAGAGAUAGAUCUCAAGCUCAGCGAGUCCAAGAUCUACCAAACCCUCAACACUACGAUAAAAUGGAUACAGGUUGACAAUCAGCUCUAUGGUGGAAUAUUCCCAAUACUCCUAUACCCUAGUGUUGUCCCGAAGACAGGCAGGGAGAUGGAGGCUCAUCCAAUUUUCACUGCAACAGUCACCCGCGUCAAAGACGAUUCAUAUGGUGUGCUAUAUGUGAAGUAUGCGUCACUCCUUGUGCAACAAAUGACUCUAGAACUUGACGAAGACUUCAUUUUUGCCCUCCUUGAAUUUGUGAACGUCCCUGGUGCAUCGUGGACUGAAGAACGGGAAGAUAUGAUAUGCGAGGCGGAACUUGGCAUUCCAGAGCCUAAAAACGAAGCGCAAGGGCAAGACGUAUACUUCGAGGUGCUCCAUUUACACCCGAUGCAGCUCGAUUUGUCCUUCGUCCGCACAGAGCGAGUCAACGUGGAGGAUACCACCGAGUCGUCUAACCCCCUGAUGUUUUUUGUAAACGUUAUGACGAUGUCCAUCGGUAACGUCAACGACGCCCCGGUCAGGUUAAACGCUCUCCUACUCGAGAAUGCAAGAGUCUCUAUACCGACGCUCGUUUCGAACAUUACAAACCAUUAUACUCAAGAAUUCCUCCGCCAAGUGCAUGUCGUUAUUGGAUCUGCGGACUUCCUAGGAAACCCCGUUGGCCUGUUUAACACCGUUAGUUCUGGUGUUGCAGACAUAUUCUACGAGCCAUACCAAGGUUUCGUCAUGUCCGACAGGCCGCAGGAGCUAGGUCUAGGAAUUGCCAAGGGUGCUACUUCAUUCGUGAAAAAAUCGGUAUUUGGAAUAUCUGACAGUCUUACAAAGUUCACUGGAAGUGUCUCGAAAGGUCUUGCCGCUGCAACGCUAGAUAAGGAGUUCCAAGACCAGCGAAGAAUGUCACGAGCUCGAAAUAGGCCGAAGCAUGCGCUCUACGGAGUAACAGCAGGAGGCAGUGCUUUCGCUAGUAGCAUGGCAAGUGGAAUCGGUGGUCUCGCACGUCAUCCUCUUGAGGGUGCGGAGAAGGAGGGGUUCCAAGGGUUCGUAAAGGGUGUUGGAAAAGGAUUCCUUGGUCUUGCUACCAAGCCAGCCCUUGGUGCUUUUGAUCUUGCGUCUAAUCUUGCGGAAGGAGUGCGAAACACUACCACAGUAUUCGAUGCAGGGGGUCUUGAUCGAGUGCGUUUGACUCGUUUCAUCGGCAUGGCUGGGAUUGUGAAACCUUACUCCCAGCGCGAAGCUCUAGGCCAGUUUUGGCUAAAGACGACAGAUGAUGGCAAAUAUUUCAACGAGGAAUAUAUCGCCCAUCUUGAGUUUCCCGGCAAGGAUAUGCUUGUGUUAUUGACUUACGAUCGAAUCAUGCUCGUUCGAUCAAAGCGCCUCACCACAGAAUGGGACAUCAAAUUGACCGACAUCCAAAAGAUUUCUAAGGAACGAACCGGCAUGACUAUAACACUCAAAGGAGGUACCAAUGGCCCAUUCAUCCCUGUACAAGAUGAAAGUGGGAGAAAUUGGUUUUAUAAGCAAAUUGCUAUUGCUGUCAAUGCAUUUAAUGAGAAGUAUAGCGCAAAGGGAUAG